AUGAAGGCUGCAUUGACCUGCGCUGUCAUCGCCGGGGCCGUCCAGGCGACCCUUGGCCUUGACCGCUUCUUCUACGGUCUGGAUUACGACACGCGGGCCAACCAGUGGGGCGGUUGCAAGUCCGAGUGGGCGAUCCGCGAGGACUUCAAGGCCAUGAACACGGUCACGACCAACGUGCGCAUCUACUCGACCGAGAACCCGUGCGUCGAGCGCGUGCUCAAGAUCGCCGGCGAGCACAAGAUGAAGAUCUGGAUGGGUCUCUGGGGCAACAUCGAAGCCGACCUCGACUCGUUUGAGCGCGACUUUGCCAACUUCCAGCGCCUCGUCAAGGAGAAGAAGGUCCGCAACGACAACGUGCUCGGUAUCGGUGUCUCGUCGGAGGCCAUCUACCGCCACUACAUCCAGGGCGGCCACGAUUUCUCGGAGACGGACGGCACCGAAAAGCUCAUCGGCUACGUCUCGCGCACCCGCGACUUUGUCCGCGCCAACGGCCUCAACUUCCCCGUAACCAUCUCGGACGUCAUGGACGCGUACAAGUACUCGGCCAACCUCUACGACGCGGUCGACGUGGUGUCGGCCAACCAGUUUUCGCAGUGGGAGACGAUCCCGGUCGAGGACGGCGUCAACACGAUGUUCGACCGCCUCAUCCCGAUCCGCGCGCAGGCUGUGAAGCGCGGCAAGCCGAUCAUGAUCAUGGAGACGGGGUGGAGCCAGGCGGAGAUCUGGUUCUACUACGCGGAGAAGAACAUGUUCAAGUCCAAGAGCAGCAACCAGUGCUUGGACACGUACGUCGACGGCGACGGCAACGACGUGCUCCACGUCUACAAGUGUGACGAGGGCAACGACAACCAGAAGUGGGCGUUUGUCGCCGACGGCAAGGUCGAAGUCAUGUCGGAGCCGUUCGAGGACUUGCCGACGCCGGCGCCCACGAAGGCCAGCCUCCGCGCCACCAACCCGCCCACGACGCCCAAGCCCACGCCUAAGCCGACGCCCAAGCCGACGCACAAGAAGACCAAGCGCCCGACCAAGGCGCCGGUCGUGCCGUCGGACCCGUUGGCCGAGAAGUGCGGUGACUGCAUCAACAACUGCCAGUUCCUCGGUGCCGGCUACACGCUCUGCUACAGCGGCUGGGACCAGCAUGUCUGCUCGCUCAUGGGCUCGACGCACCACUGGUGCGGCGCGCCGGUGCCCAAGACUGAAGCCCCGGUCGAGGACGACGACGACGAUUCGGAGGAUGACGAGACGGAUGCCCCGGAGACGCCUGCCCCGACGCACAAGUCGACGCAGGCGCCGACGUUUGCGCCGCACGUCGUCGAGAAGCGCCCGGACUUUGAGAUCGAGCCCUUCACGAUUACGACCAAGACGGGCAUGGUCAUGUCGCACAGCCCCCGCGGCAAGUGCAUCGGCAUUGACGCCCAGGAGAACGUGAUCAUGACCGAGUGCCGCUUCGACGCGUCGACGACGUUCAGCGUGCGCCCGAUGGCCGGCGAAGAGCUCCACCUGAGCGUCGGCGGCAGCGAGUGGAAGCUGACCGAGUACUACGGCCGCGUGCGCGCGUCGACGGACCCGAUCGCCGAGGCCCACCCGGACACGCAGAUCUGGUUCUUCGACUCGAUCUCGCAGACGAUCCGCAACAAGGCCAACGGCGCCGCGUGUCUCGAGAUGGUCGAAGACAAGGUCGGUGGCCUCGUCGAGGGCCGUCUCUGCGACGAGACCAACGUCAUGCAGAAGUGGGUCUACAACGACAAGACCGGUCAGUUCAUCCACCACGUCAAGCUCGCGCAGUGCCUCAGCGCCGACGGCGUCAACAAGGAGAUCCGCGUCCAGUUCUGCGACACCAAGGCGCUGUACCAAAAGUGGUACAUGAACCUUGUGCACGCGACGACCAAGCACGAAGCCGUCGAGCUCACGUGGCAGACGCCGUUCCCGACGCCGGCCCCUGGUUUCCACUUUGCCCCGACGCCCGCGCCGACGAAGCCCCAGCCCAAGGCCCCGGUGACGCCUGCCCCGACGGAAGCCCCGAAGACCGACGCUCCCACGGACGCCCCGACGGCUGCUCCCACGGAGGCUCCCAAGACGGACGCCCCCACGGUGGCCCCCAAGACGGAUGCGCCGACGCCGUCGGUCGACGACUCCGACGACGACUACGAGCCGCCGACGCCUGCCCCUACCAAGGGUGCUACGGCCGCUGCUGUCGACGUCACUGCGUAA
Molecule: messenger RNA, 2211 nt
Organism: Saprolegnia parasitica CBS 223.65
Lineage: Eukaryota; Oomycota; Saprolegniomycetes; Saprolegniales; Saprolegniaceae
Exons: 2
Coding region: 1-2211 (736 amino acids)
Source: RefSeq, a predicted model, not a curated record